Molecule: messenger RNA, 1448 nt
Organism: Strongylocentrotus purpuratus (purple sea urchin)
Lineage: Eukaryota; Metazoa; Echinodermata; Echinoidea; Camarodonta; Strongylocentrotidae
Product: filamin-B-like
Exons: 2
Coding region: 230-1426 (398 amino acids)
Biological process (GO): actin cytoskeleton organization
Molecular function (GO): actin filament binding
Source: RefSeq, a predicted model, not a curated record
UCUGUCAGAUACAAGCGAAGGGCGUGAGCGCGUAUCAUUCCAUAGAAAGAGGUUUGAAAGCAAGACACCUUCACUAGAGAAUAUUCGACAACCAACUGCUUCUAAAGCAAAAUUAAGUUCUAGAUCAGUUGCCAGGCAAUCGACAUUUGACAGCGGUUAUUCUGAUGAAAAUGGACACAUCCUUAGCCUCAAUGGUCGUGACCGUUCAAACUCUUCCUCGAAGAAUAAAAUGGUACGCGUGGGUAAUGACAUUACUAUGGCUAAUGCCCAGAUUUCAUCAACACCUCAGCCCAUACGGCCCGUUAGAGAAAAAGACGAUAUCGCUACAACAGCAAACAGCUACAAGAACCAAGGGAAUGAGACCAAAACGUACGAGUCAGGGGCUAUACGCAAACGAUUACAGAGUGGAUCAGAGAGUGCACGAAAUCAACUGCUCUCUGAGAAACCACGUCUUGGAGUUGAGAAUAUGAUUGAAGACGAGGAAAUUAUAGCGGUUACCAACAGGCGACCAAGUUUUAGCGCCAUUAAUUUUGAUCUUUCACACCUUCAACACGUGUUGGACUCGCAAGACCAAGAGCAAACUCCUGAUCUAUCACCUGGUCCUACCAAACAAAUAGAAGGUACCCCUACCAUCGACAAUCAGCCCUCUGAUUCUGGUAAUGGCGUAUCCUUUCUGGAUACCGAUCGUAGUAGUGUGUUGAGUGACAAAAGGGAUGACGGGACGAAUCAGACGUCAUAUGAUGUCACAAUGGCCAGCUCGAACGUUUCUUCUGUUUACGGCGGUUCGUACCGUACCUUGAAGAAUGAUAAAGAGGUGCCGGUAAGUAAACUCUUGGCAACUUUGGACAAUGACCCUGACUUUACAAUCCGAGAGUUCCUCCGGAAGUUCAUGCCGUCUCUUGGGGGAAACCUAGGACCAACGUUCGCUGAGGAUGUCCUGGGCAAGGAUGCGGACAAGUUGUAUCCGACUCUUGAUGCCUUGGAGCAGGAAAUGGAUUCCUCCUGGUCAGAGCUCAAAUCAAAUAUUCCAUCAAGAGCAGGUGGUGAAACCAACAGUAAGAAGAGCAGCAGAAGACACACUCCUCGCGUUGGAACACCUUUCAGUGCACAAAGUUCAUCAGAUAGCUAUUUCUCCUCCAUCAGACCAUCCUGCUGUCAGGCGAUGGGGAUGGGUAUCCAUGAGGGCUUGGUAGGAGUCAAGAACAACUUCCAGGUGGAGACGUCGAAUGCUGGUGAGGGUUCUAUAGCUGUAUUCAUCCGAGGUCCUCGUCCCCAUACCGUGUGUGAGACAAGCGUUACCUUCACCGGGGAUGACCUGUACGAAGUGGUAUACGAGGUCAAUCUAGCUGGAUUCUACGUCAUCUCUGUCAAAUGGGGAGACAAACACAUACCUGAUAGUCCAUUCAUCGUCCAGAUAUCUUUCUAAACCUUUCAAACCUGACUCAAGU